Molecule: messenger RNA, 5288 nt
Organism: Athalia rosae (coleseed sawfly)
Lineage: Eukaryota; Metazoa; Arthropoda; Insecta; Hymenoptera; Athaliidae
Exons: 2
Coding region: 4323-5288 (321 amino acids)
Source: RefSeq, a predicted model, not a curated record
CAGGGAUUGGUUUUUGAUAAGAAUGUGUAUCUUUAGGAAUCGUAGAGUUGACUCGCAUGAUUUCUUCACUCCUAAUCAGUUUGCUUGGCGAUGUUUCGAUAGGGAGGUUUAUGUUUGUCGAUGAUUCCCUCAAGUUAUCUGUGAGAUAAAGGAUAUUCAAAAAGUCUCUUCACUCGAUGGUUCUGCAGACAAAUACGAAAAAUCAAAUCUUGACGACGAUUCCUGCAACACGAAAGGCGACGGGAAUACUGAAACCGUUGAAAAUCCAAACCACAGUGUAGUCGACAUGGUAUGCGAAUCGUUGAUAGACCAUCUCGACGAGCAAGAAAACCGGCGUGGGCGGAACAAAAUUAUCGGGCGUUCUUGCGAUGAUAAUGGAGAAAAUAACAGAGCCUGUCCGCCGAAACGGGGAAAAUACCUGCGACCAUGUUCGGAUGUGGUACUGAUUCACAGUCGUCCGUUGCGAGAACGAAAGGACGCUACUAUACAAAAUGGUGUUUUCGGUAGGAUAGGCAAUCAAAAAGUAAUGGUGAAUUUUACCUGUCCUGUUGAUUCCUGAACCGUUGAAUUAUUGACCUCCGUACACCUGGCCCCCCCACUUGCGUUGAAUAUUCCCAAAAAAAUCAGAAAUUAUGCGCUUUUUAUGCGCUUCACAAUUCCACGCAUCAAAAAUUUUGCGCUUAAUCCGUUCGCCGGAUGUGACGAUUUUGGUGUGGGGGGGCCAGAUGUAUAUUCGGAAGAGCCCCCCCACACAUAAGGGGUGAAGAAAUCGAAGAACUUGAUAGCUAGAAAUUACGCCCUUAUUACGCGCUCUCGAUCGAACGCAGUCCCGAUUUUCCCGCCGCACUCCCCGCUGGAUAUUUGUACUCACCACUCUCGGGAAAAACUGCACAACCUGUGAUGGAGGGUUGACAUGCGUACGGAAAAGCACAUCGAGCGGAAAAUUUACCAGGAGCGAUGAAAAUAGAAUUUGCUUUGGGAAUUUUUACCAUUUAUCACACAGUGUAAAUAAAUAUUUGUACAUUGGCUUUAAAGGUGUAGGAUAGCUUCUGUUCCACUUUUUCCGUGUCGUCAUACAUUUGCCAUGUGCCAUCUUUUCGUAAACACGCAGCCGUAAAGUGGCCCACUGUAUUCGAAUGGUUACGUGUUUUCACAUUCGGAGGUGUAAAAUGUAUGAGCCCUCUCAAGGUGUACGGUUUAUUCAUGAACGAGGUUUUAACUGUGCAAGAUGUUUGCACUCAAAGCAUAAAGCAUCUGCAUGCAGUAUAAGCCUACAGUGGAAUCAAUUAACUUCAAGCAUGCAAAUUCAACAAAAGAAAAUUGGCUAAAGGAGACGGUCAGAGUCACCUACGACUUCGGUCCUGCGGUUCCAAAAAGGUUCAUUAAUCUCAUUUUUCUUUCUCAUGCCAGAUGUUUUAUUGCUGCUGGGAAAGUCCAGAGUCUUUCCCAUGCUUAAAUUCUUUAAAUUAUAAGUUCAAAAUUUCCCAGGUCAGGGAGAGGGAUGAAUCAUCAUAGUAGGUAAACGUCGCCGCAUCAGGGUUUAACCCCGGUCAGGCUACCCCACUCUGCGUAAAAGAGUAUUGCUGGGCCUAACCUCAUUCAAAGAACUCCCCCACUCGAAUAGGAGAGUUUUUGAUUUCUCUAGCCAAUCAACAAAAUUAAAAAGCUUGUCUCCACCCACCGGAGGGUGCGGCAUGAAUUUCUACAGGGUGGCCACAGGUCAGGGAAAACCUGGAAAUGUCAGGGAAUUAUUAAUCGGUCAGGGAAACAGGGAAAUGUCAGGGAAUUUUGUCGUUAGCCAGGGAAUUUUUUUAGGCGUGACUACAAAAUUGGAUUUCACUAUCAACCGAAUUGCUAUUUUUAUAAAUGGACGUGCGAAGUCGAUUCAAAUAGACCGCGUAUGACGCUGUGCGGCGCUUGGCGCUUGCGCCGGCGCAUCAACCGCAAAGGCUCGCGGGCAAGUCUGUGCAAGUGUGAAAGCGCAGCUCCACUCACCGUGGCUCGAAAAAUUGAAGCUGUAUUUUUACUUUCAUUCAAGGUACGUAAAACAUUGAAUUCACUCGACAUUUGAUGGUUUAUUAUCGAGGUUAGAAACAUCAAUUUUAUCGAGCAGGAUGCCGCAAUAACAUAUCAACAAUCAUAAACACCGUAGCUAUGAUAAUUCCGAAAAAAUUCUUAAAAAGACCAUAAAACACCUUGUUUGUGUUUAUUCAAACAUAACAUAGGGGAACGCGGGGCAAUAUGGGGUAGUGGGGCAAAAUAGGGACCUCGAAAAUUCUGUAAAAAUUUGUUUAAAAUGAUCGAAAAGGACUCAAAACAUCAUUCUGGAACUAAAUUUUUUUUUCUCUCAUGCUUUCCUUAGGUACCCCGUUUUGCCCUACCUUCCCCUAUAUCGAUUUUCAUUAUUUCGAAUUGCAUUUUGUCAGAUAUUAAUAAUUAAUAUCGUGUGUGUAAUCGCAUAGGGUCGUAACCACCAAAAAAUGCAAUUUUUGUGGCGAAAGGGCGUAUAAUUUUUUUUCAUAUUAUUCUCUCUGAAAAUGAUCCAAACGGUUGAAGCAAUUGAAAUUAAGAGAUUGGAAAUGUUCAUGCAAAAGCUCUCGAUAACAACCAAACGCAUGGAUCAGUCGAACUGAGCUAUGUUUCAAAAUUUUUGAAUAUACAAGUAAAAGGUCGUAACCUCAAUUUUUUUCUUCUUUCUUCCAUGCUUUAGUACAGCCUCAUGCCUCUAAGAACGCGAUAUUUUUCAUAUUUUACUUGCAUAGCUACUAUCUACGAUAUAUACAUAUAUAUGUAUACAUACAUAUACAAAACUGUGAAAAACGUUCGAAUUUUCUCACCGUCGCCAUUAAUAGUCAGUUUUCAUGAAAAAUUAACCGUUACAUUUGUCAAGUUGACUCGUUGAAUUUCUAGAACAUUUGCCUAAUUUUACUUCAUCAUUCUUUUGCGGUAUAGAUAUCGAGCCCAUAGACGAAAAAAAUGGGACCUACAAAAAACACCAAAUUCAACGAAGAAUGGCUUCAGGAGGUCGAUUUCUCCGCGUGGCUCAAAGCUGUUUCCGGUAAACCGCAUAGUGCUCAAUGCACUUGGUGUCAUACUACAUUUUCGCUAAGCAAUAUGGGUAGACGUGCGCUUUCAAGCCACGCCGAAUCGAAAAAACACCGAAUUAUAUGGAACACCAGGGGGAAAUCCCACGAUGUUGCUGCAUUGCUCUCACCCAAUGCACUUCAAGUUGCGCCAAUCAUCCCGGCUAUCAGGAAUCCGUCUACAUCUCAAUCAGCUUCAACUGCAAAAGCCUCUACCACGACAUCGCUAUCGAUCGAUUCAGCAGAACAGGAUGGACCAGAAAUCCGUUCAUUGCAACUGCCUAGGAUUACCUCAUUUCUGUUAUCAGAGAGUGUGACUCGUGCGGAAAUUUUGUGGUGUUUGCACACCGUGGAAGCACACAACUCAUUGCGUGCGGCUGCCAAAGGUGUAGCACUUUUCACGCUUAUGUUUCCGGACUCAGCAAUUGCCCAAAAAAUACAAUUGCAACGUACGAAAUUAGCGUACCUAUUGGUGCAUGGCCUAGCCCCAUUUUUUCAUAACGAGCUCGUUCAAGACUGUAACAAUUGCACUGAUAUUGUGGUUGGGUUUGAUGAGUCUCUCAAUGAAGUUGCGCAACUUGGGCAAAUGGACAUUACUGUCCGUUUCUGGUGUCAGCGAAAUAACCAAGUGACAACGAGAUAUUUCACAUCUGCUUUUUUAAAUCACGCGACUGCUGCAGAUCUGCUACGCGCAUUCACAUCGGCUCUGUCCGAGCUCAAAAUCAAGAUGCUUCUUCAAGUCUCCAUGGAUGGGCCGAAUGUCAAUGUCAAGUUUCAUCGUGAUCUCCGUGAGAGCUUGGCUUCGGACCCUGACGAUCCCCUGCUAGUUGAUAUUGGUAGCUGCGGUUUGCAUACCGUAAAUUGUGCAUUAAGGCGGGCAUCAAAGCAACCUCAUGGCAAAUUUCCGAAUUUCUCCGUGCUCUCUACGUUAUCUUCAAAGACACACCAGCUCGGAGAGGAGAUUACACACACUAUUCCGGCUCAAAAGUAUUUCCGCAAAAGUUCUGCAGCGUGCGAUGGCUAGAAAAUGAUUCAGUCGCAGAAAGAGCGGUUGAUAUCAUACCUAACGUCAAAAAGUAUAUUGAAGCACUGUCUAAAAAUAAAAUACCUGACACCAAAAGCUUCAAAAUUGUGCAAUCGAUAUUGAAGGAUCCUCUAUUAACGUGCAAACUAAGAUUUUUUCAAUCUGUCGCAGCCGAGGUGCAACCAUUUUUAACGGAGUUUCAAGCUGAUAAGCCAAUGGCUCCUCUGUUAUUUGAAUCUUUGUGCAAAGUGAUUCGAAACAUCAUGAGUAGAUUCGUUAAAAGUGAAGUCUUGAAUGCCGCAAAAUAUGUACACGAAGUCAACUUUUCUGACAAACAAAAUCUUCUCGAUAUCAAACACGUCGAUUUGGGUUAUGCAACUCAUGAUGCGAUGCGAAAAGUACGUACCCAACUAAAUGACCGUGAUAUAUCAGUAUUUCGUCAAGAGUGUCGAAAUUGCCUCCAAAAAUUGGGUGAAAAACUUCAGAUGCGUUCUCCUCUGAAAUUUACGCUUACAAAAGGAAUAUCCUGUUUGGAUCCUGAAGUAGCUGUACGACCAACCAUUCGUGAUGCUCGUAUUGGACUUGCUCUGAAAGUCUUAGUGGAAAAUCGGCGAAUUACUGGCGUCGAUGCUGAUAAAGCUCACAGGCAAUUUAUGGACGUUUGCAAAACAAAAAUGUUCGAAGAAUCAAUGGGAAAGUUUUCUAGAAAAAACGAUAGAUUAGAUACUUUAUGGAUGUCGCUGGUUGAAGGAAGAGAAGGGGAGACAGCAGAACUGACUUCAUUUCUGAGAAAAAUCUUGAUCCUGUCCCAUGGAAAUGCUGAUCUGGAGAGGGGAUUUUCAGUUAACCGAGAGUGCCUAGUUGAAAAUCAAAAGCAGGAAUCACUAAUCGCACAAAGGCAAGUCUAUGAUUUCGUCACGUUAGCUGGAGGCGUUGAAUCAAUUAUUAUUACGAAGAAAAUGAUUCAUGCUGCUCGCAACGCCCGAACGCGAUAUCAAGAAGCCUUGAAUCGGCAAGAAAAAGAACGGUCCCAAAGUGAUCUUGCAAAUGCUGAAAAGAGAGUAGUUACACUUCAGCUUCGAGAACUUGAAAAGCAGAAACGUGAACUGAUAAGGAAUGCCGAUACAGAAAAAGCGUACCUGGACGACCAAAUAGCCUUGCUCAAGAAGCAAUGCAUCUGA